Molecule: messenger RNA, 3666 nt
Organism: Nerophis lumbriciformis (worm pipefish)
Lineage: Eukaryota; Metazoa; Chordata; Actinopteri; Syngnathiformes; Syngnathidae
Gene: grm5a
Product: glutamate receptor, metabotropic 5a
Biological process (GO): G protein-coupled receptor signaling pathway
Cellular component (GO): membrane
Molecular function (GO): G protein-coupled receptor activity
Source: RefSeq, a predicted model, not a curated record
AUGGCGGCAGGAAGGAGGCGGGAGAGGUUGGGACUCCAUGUGCGACUGCUAGCGAUUAGCGUGCUACUGGUAGCAGAGUUUAGGGUCAACGGCCAGAACAACGAGAGGAGGGUUCUGGCUCACAUCCCGGGCGACGUUAUCAUCGGAGCCCUGUUCUCGGUCCACCACCAGCCGCCUGCGGACAAGGUGCACGAGAGGAAGUGCGGCGCGGUGCGCGAGCAGUACGGCAUCCAGAGGGUGGAGGCCAUGAUGCACACGCUGGAUCGAAUCAACGCCGACCCCAGCAUCCUCCCCAAUAUCACUCUGGGAUGUGAGAUCAGGGACUCCUGCUGGCACUCUGCCGUGGCCCUGGAGCAGAGCAUCGAGUUCAUCCGGGACACGCUGGUGUCCGCCGAGGAUGAGGAGAGUCAGGGCCGCUGCGUGGCCGAAACGGGCGGGGCCCCGGUGCCGCCGAGCAAGAAGCCCAUCGUGGGCCUCAUCGGACCGGGCUCCAGCUCGGUGGCCAUCCAGGUGCAGAACCUCCUGCAGCUCUUCAACAUCCCGCAGAUCGCCUACUCGGCCACCAGCAUGGAUCUCAGCGACAAGAGCUUGUACAAAUACUUCAUGAGGGUGGUGCCCUCGGACAUGCAGCAGGCCCGGGCCAUGGUGGACAUCGUCAAGCGCUACAACUGGAGCUACGUGUCGGCCAUACACACCGAGGGUAACUACGGCGAGAGCGGCAUGGAGGCCUUCAAAGAAAUGGCGGCCAAGGAGGGCAUCUGCAUCGCGCACUCGGACAAGAUCUACAGCAACGCCGGCGAGCGCAACUUCGACAAGCUCCUGCACAAACUGCGCGGCCACCUGCCCAAAGCCCGGGCGGUGGCCUGCUUCUGCGAGGGCAUGACGGUGCGAGGGAUCCUCAUGGCCAUGCGGCGCCAGCAGCUGGUGGGCGAGUUCCUGCUGCUGGGGAGCGACGGCUGGGCGGACCGCUACGACGUGACGGACGGCUUGGAGAGGGAGGCGUCGGGCGGCCUGACCAUCAAGCUGAAGUCGGCGUACGUGACCUGGUUCGACGACUACUACCUGAAGCUGAAGCCCGACUCCAACCCGAGGAACCCGUGGUUCCCCGAGUUCUGGCAGCACCGCUUCCAGUGCAAGCUGAAGGGCCAGGAGAGCGCCGCCUACAACCGCACCUGCAGCCGGAGAGAGUCGCUACACCAGCACUACGCCCAGGACACCAAGAUGGGCUUUGUCAUCAACGCCAUCUACGCCAUGGCCCACGGUCUGCACGCCAUGCAGCAGGUCCUCUGCCCGGGAUAUAAGGGUUUGUGUGAGUCCAUGCGGCCCAUCGACGGCCGCCACCUGCUGGAGUUCCUGAUGAGGACCAACUUCACCGGCGUCUCGGGCGAGACCAUCCACUUCGACCAGAGCGGCGACUCCCCCGGCAGGUACGAGAUCAUGAACUUCCAGCUGCUGGGCCAGGACCAGUACGCCUACGUGCACGUGGGCAGCUGGGACCAGGGCGGCCUGCGCAUGGACGACCUGGAGGUCUGGAACAACCAGAGUCGGCUCAUCAAGUCCGUCUGCUCCGAGCCCUGCCAGAAGGCCCAGAUCAAGGUGAUCCGCAAAGGGGAGGUGAGUUGCUGCUGGACCUGCACGCCUUGCAAGGACAACGAGUUUGUGUUCGACGAGUACACCUGUCGCUCCUGCCUGCUGGGAUCCUGGCCCACGGACGACCUGCGUGGUUGUGAGCCGAUCCCGGUGCAGUACGUCCGCUGGGGCGAUCCGGAACCGAUCGGCGCUGUGGUGUUCGCCUGUCUGGGUCUGCUGGCGACUCUCUUUGUCACCUCGGUCUUCGUCAAGUUCUGGGACACGCCCGUGGUCAAGUCGUCCAGCCGCGAGCUGUGCUACAUCAUCCUGGCGGGAAUAUGUCUGAGCUACUUGUGCACCUUCAGCCUCAUCGCCAAGCCCCAUAUCGUCUGCUGCUACCUGCAGAGACUCGGUAUCGGCCUGUCUCCCGCCAUGAGCUACUCUGCUCUGGUCACCAAGACCAACCGCAUCGCUCGGAUCCUGGCAGGCAGCAAGAAGAAGAUCUGCACCAAGAAGCCUCGCUUCAUGUCCGCCUGCGCACAAUUGCUCAUCGCCUUCCUGCUCAUCCUGCUGCAGCUCGCCAUCAUCGUGGCGCUGCUGGUCAUCGAGCCGCCGGAGGUGAUCCAUGACUACCCCAGCAUACGUGAGGUGCACCUGAUCUGCAACCUCACCACUCUGGGGGUGGUGGCGCCGCUGGGCUACAACGGUCUGCUCAUCCUCAGCUGCACCUUCUACGCCUUCAAGACUCGCAACGUCCCGGCCAACUUCAACGAGGCCAAGUACAUCGCCUUCACCAUGUACACCACCUGCAUCAUCUGGCUGGCCUUCGUGCCCAUCUACUUCGGCUCCAACUACAAGAUCAUCACCAUGUGCUUCAGCGUCAGCCUCAGCGCCACCGUGGCGCUGUGCUGCAUGUUCGUGCCCAAGGUGUACAUCAUGCUGGCCAAGCCGGAGAAGAACGUGCGCAGCGCCUUCACCACGUCCACGGUGGUGCGCAUGCACGUGGGCGACGCCAAGAAGGCGGCCAAGGCGUCCGGCAGCAUGGCCGACCUGUUCAGACAUCGCUCCUCUACGCAGGAGAACGUCAGCUCCAACGGGAAGUCGGCCGGCUGGGAUGAGAACGAGCGCAGCUACCGACCCAACCUGUGGAAGAGGAUGUCCUUCCAUGUCAAGAAGAAGGAGGCAGCGGAAGCCAACCAGACCGCCAUCAUCAAGCCCUUCUCCACCGCCGACUCUCAGCCGUCGCCCUCCUUCCAGGCCGCAGACGACGGCGAGGAGGGAGGAGCGUGGCGGGCGGCAGACAGCGGCGACAUCAGCGUCAUCGGCGUGGGCGAGCUGGGGGUGAUCGGAGGUCCGGCCACCGUCAUGGAGCAGAUCAACUGCGUGGUCAACAGCUUCAACGUCGCCGCCCCGCCGGCGGACGUCAGCCCGCCCAGAGGAAGACCCGCCCGCUCCGCCGUGACCAUGCACGCCGAGGUCGCCGCUUUCUGCGAGGGCCGAGCCACGGGGAAGCUGUACGAGCAGCUGGCGGGGACGUGCGCACGCAGACUUCGAGAGGCGGACGCUCUGGCCGCCCUGACCCCGCCCUCGCCUUUCCGGGACGCUUCGCUGAGCUCCGACAGUAGCUCCUCCCACUCCGGGGCGGAGUACGGCCAGCUUCUCCCGCGACACUACAGCCAGAGCGCCUCCUCUCUGUAGAGAGAAGGUGGGGGUUUGGUGACAUCUCCGGUGGGCUCCUGGAAUGCACCGAGGCCAUAAAAGUGUGCUAUCUCUGCCAAAACCCAGGCACAGGCAGCUGAAGAGAAGAACCAGGACACAAACUUUCAGGCUCAAAUUGUGGUUUAGACAAGAGAUGACUCAAAUGUUGAUUUGGCCAUGACGCAUUCCACCUGUUUGCUCUUUUAUUCCACUUUUGAUGGGGUUUUUUUUUUUUUUUUGGACACCCCUGAACUGGUUUGUUUGCCCACAGUCAUUCCCACACGCUGCUGACAAAGUCUCUGUUCCACUCCAAAAUAAUACACCAUGGGGCCACAGAAAGUUGCGAGUGCCGGCACUUUGACAAAGAAGGUGAGAAACACUAUUGAAAGUACAAAGAUG